Molecule: messenger RNA, 4754 nt
Organism: Acanthaster planci (crown-of-thorns starfish)
Lineage: Eukaryota; Metazoa; Echinodermata; Asteroidea; Valvatida; Acanthasteridae
Source: RefSeq, a predicted model, not a curated record
UUCUGAUUGUGAUGAUUAUCGGGAUUCUACGAGCAGUAGUAGUAGUUCUAGACUACCGUGCGUUUGGGCGAACUCAGCGGAAAUUUGUCGACACUUUCGGACAAGCCUAACAAGAUUGAGCUUAGAAAGUCACGGGAAUGGAGCAAAGAUGGAUAAGGGUGUAGCUGUUGAGGAGGAGCCGUUAACGGAAGAUGGGGAUACGCCAAGAAAGGCGGCACCUCUGUUUCUCUUCUACUCCUGCAAGACGUCCGGAAGUAGCUUCAUGAAGCACAAACUUCUGAACCUUGCCAUCCACUGCUGGCCCUACGAUGACCACGCUCCAGUCUUCUUCCGGAGAAUCAACCACAUGGACAGAGGGAAGGGCUUGGGAAAAGGGAGAGCCCAACAGCCAGUUAAAGGCCAGAAAUCCGGGUCGUCAGACGACGACAUCACCAGGACACCGGCAGCAGUGCACGUGAUAGAGGAAUUACUGCAGUGGAUCGACAGCACCGUCGACAAGGCCAGUGCUGCAUCGGGACUAGCGCUGUAUCCAGUUUUGAUCGCCCACUGGGGGGAGACGUUCCAGUUUCUCUUCCUUUUCCGGAUGCUGGAAAAAUACGGCAUUGAUGCGUUGGAAACCCUUGGGGCGCACAACGUGCACUUUGCAGACCCUGUACCAACGCUCAAACAGUACAAAGACGCAAGGCACCCGUGGCUCAUUGAUUCCCGCUCUCUUGGCCUGGGUUCACUGUUGAAUGACUGGUUUCCUGCACAGUUCCAUGAGAGAGAUUUGUAUUUCUCCAGAAGCUGUGGAGCCCUGGUACUGAAGCUCUACACACAGAGUCCUCUGUAUUGGCUUCUGUACCGAGUGCCAAUAUUCAACACCCAGGAGUGGGUUGACUUCUACAAAGGAGAAAAACUUUACCAAGAAGACAAAUGGGAAUUGCAAGAAAAUCUUCCCAGCAGAGUGGUGGGCCUGCAGCGAAAGCUGACCGUCAAGCAACUCCUCAAGCACGGCUACAGCUGGUCAGCACUGAUCGAUCUAUACAAAUCCUGCGGCUCCCCGCAUCACUUCCGGCAGGAGCUACGGGAUAUUGACGUCAAGACAGGUCCCGCCAGCCAAAUCACAAUCGCUUUGGCCGGAAUGAAACUAGAACAGGACGGCUCCAGGGAGUACAAGGUACGCAUAAAGUCCAACAUGCAGUAUGUCAAGUACUAUCACCUCACAGACCCUAGAGGACGCCAUUUCAUACUGCGCGUCGCCAACGUUCUCCCGCCCAUCUUCUUCAAGCUGAGCGACCUGUGCGACAACACUUGGCAGGUGCCUGACAACCUGCUGCGGAUCGGUCCGCCUGAAACGUGGAAUGCGAUGCUAGACCUUGCCCCAAGGGACGAGAAUGACAACUACCGCGACGAAAAUGUUCUGAAGGGACUUCUAAACCUCCCGUCAGGAGACAGCAGCGAAGGAGAGUGGGACAAAGCGGACGAGGACAACGGUUACCAGACCUUCUCUAACAGCGAGCUGCCGGACUGCUACUUCAGGGAGCCAGCCCCGGCUCACGUCCCCACCACCCUGGUCAAGGGUGUCGGGGCUACCAACCCCUUUGCCUUCCCUGAGCAGGACUGGCUGGCUGUGGAUAGCUGGAACCAGACACCAGAAUCAGAUUCAACCAAGGGUGAGAACUGUUCCAGCAGGAGCCCGGCAUCAGGCAAGCAACUGGCAUCUGCCAAGAAUGCUGUCCCAGCCAGUGAUGCCAAUUCAGUGGAUUUGUGUAAUCACACUGUAGCCGAUCAGCAGCCCCAGAGAUUGUGCAAAUCUUUGGGCACCAAUUGCAGGAACUGUAAGAAGUCCAGGCGUUCUACCGCAGGGAAUCAUAGCAAUUGCAAGCCUGCAGUGCAGUCCAAGUAUUCCACUUCAACCAAUCAGCGAGAUUCAUCAGAACCAUACCACUCUACCUCCUCCAGUCAGACAAACCGUUCUGAAGUGAAUUCGUCAAAGUUGUACUUGGGUCCAUCCAAUCAAAGCAGCUGUAAUUCCAGCCAGACUUUCACAAAGUCCAAUAACUCUACUUCAAGCAGUGCUAGACAUUCGGUAAGGUCUCAUCAAUCCAUAACGUCCACUCAGGUGGCUCCACAACGUGGGACCCCUGAUCUCUCAUCUAUCUCCUCCUCAGAGUUUUCCCAUGAUGGACCACAUCACAACCAGGGUGCAGUUCCAAAAAAGAAGGGGUGCCCUCCACCGAGGCCUCAGUCCAAGAAGAAAAGCCGCCAACCGGCUCAGGCCAAUGAGGCAGCUGUAGUGGAGUCACCUCCCUGUGCGGCAGCCAAUCACGGGCCAGCGAAUGGGUACCGUCGAAAUGGUCACUCAUCAACCUCCUCAGAAGCGCCUCGUGAUGAAGUAUUCCAUGCCCAUAAAUCAGCUCCAGCAAGAACGCAGUCCAAAAAUGGCAGAAAGCAAGCCAGACAUGAGAGUUAGUUGUAAGAUAUUUCAUUCACAAGGAGAGCUGUCGUACAGUAUCAGAUACCAAAAAAGCACAACUCAGUCGUAAAUCAGUCUAAUCACAGUAAGUGUAUGGUGAUCGUAUCCAUCAUGAAAUUCUUAUAAUGAUAUAAGAUAUAGUGGGUGAAGGAGUUCUAUUUAAGAUCAGGUGAAACUAUAUUUUGAGUUUACUUUGCUGCAAAGCCAGAUUUCCAUGCCGGGCCAUAUUUAUUAAUUUACUUUUUUUGGGGGUUCUGAACAUGUUUUUCUCCAAAUAAAAAUGUAUUUCACAGACAAACGUCUUAUCAUGAUUAAAUCCACAGUUCCAUUGACUUACAUGCAAAAAGCACGGUUGUGUGCUGAACAGUUUGCAGCUACUGUGUGAUUCCCCAAACCUUGUUGCUUCAGCAGCAUAUCAUUAUGUCAUGGCUCCUGACUAUUGGCAACGUCCCACAUAUAUUAGUACAAUUAAUUAGUGUGACACAUUUAAGAAGGGCCAUAAACCAAGAGCAGCCACGUUGUAUGGACAAAUCUGGUGUCCUUACAUAGUAACACUAUCUUUGGUCUUUCACAGCGGCCCCCGGCAAUGGCUGCAAGCAUCAUGAUAACCACAGUCACUCUGUACAAAACCCAACACAUGCUUUCCAGUUUUCCACCAUUGAAGGCUGCUAUCUGGAUUGCUCAGUGAAAUGUGACUGGAUUUGUCAAUACAAUUCUUGUUCUUAUUUUCCCUUUUUCAGGUUUUAGUAUGAGACAAUAAUAUUUUGCCCUCCUUUCAUUCACCUUAGAUGCAAAGAAAUGGCAUUCACAAAAUAUUAAAUAAAAAUUCCCCACCAAUUGAUAUUUGCCCAUUUUCAGUGGCGUAAACCUGAAAAUUCAUUUUAUGUGGUGGAAAGUAAGUUACAUGUACUGUAACAGAAACUGCGCAUUUCAAAACUUUGUUCUCCAUCUUCCAAGUCAAAAAAUUUACCAAAAGUAUUUCUUAUUAAAAGAAAAUGGUACAUAUAUAUUGCUAUGUUACUUUUAUAGAUUUAUUUAGUCUUGUUUAUAAAUUACGAGUACAUCAAAAUCGUCCAUUUUUUACCGUUCUUCAGUUCUGAGAAUUAAACAAUGAAGUCUCUCUGCUUCAGUGUGUAAUUCUUUAUGCGUUGAAGUUACCACACUUGGUUAACUUUUAAAAGAUGGUGCUAAAAUAUUUAUGGUUAGUUUUUAGUUGUCUGGUUCAUACAUGUUACUUCAUUGUCUUUUUUGCCCUCACAAUGUCAGAUAUUUAUUAACAGCCAAAUGAACAAGUGAAAUUUGGCAUUUGAAAGUUUGUCAUCACCUUUAGAAGAUCAUUAAGAUCGAAAGAGAUUUUACAUUAUGUAUGCCAGGUAUGCCUUCCACAAGUAAGCGUGUAGCUUCUUUUGAAGUGUAGAAAGAGGUGAAUAAUAACUGAUAAAUAAUAUAACUAUGUUUUUUAUAUGUUUCUAAGGUAACCAUGAGAUCAUCAUCCGAUGAUUAAUUAAAGUGGAUAUCAGUAAUUCAUCUCUUUUUAUAAAUAUAAUCCUAGCCUCAUUCCAGUGAGGAAGUCAUGUUUACUCAACAGGUCUGACCGUUAAGAAAUAGACUUGCUGGUUGUCUUGGGUUUGUGUGUUGUUAAUAACCAAUUUUUCAUUCAAUUUGGUAAUUUGUCCCAUUUGUGCACAAGCUUAUGCAUACCAUGCUUGGAUCCCAUAGCAUACAUGUAGCUGCCCUGUCCUUAAAAUCACUGCAACAUAGUAAGACUUGGGAUAGUUGCGAUUAUCGCCAUUUGCCAGAUAAAAAUGUGACCACCACUAUAGUUUCCAUUGUGUGCAGUUAAAAACAGUGGUGUUUGAUAUUGUGCGUACUUGCCUACGUUGCCCUGAUAUCGUCUUUGUAUUUCAGGUAUCCGUAGUGUGAAGUGUUGCAACUUUGCCGAUCCGUCUGGGGCGAUACUUCCGUUUGGCAUUUUUCCGUGUGUCUGCGUUGCAGUUCGAGUCUUGAUUGCGUUGCUUUCUGCGUUUCUUACGUCAAUAUGGAAAACAGGUUUCAGGAUUCUUUGUCCGUGUACUGUAUCCUGUUACAAUAUUUAAGGGUGUUGAAUUUCGGUUUUUAAAUAUGUAUUACUUUUUCUAUUCUUCAAACCUAUUCUGCCACAGGGUUUAUAUUAUUGACAUAAAAGGUCAACUGGUUUGCGUUAGUGCAACCAAGAAGAAGGCACUGUUACAUUGAAUAAAACACAUUCUAGAUGCAAAGAUGGUUUAAGCAUGUUCUAUGGUUUAAAUUAUCAAAA